AUGGACAGCUGGACAAAGAUUCUUAUCCCCAAUCACCAUCAGGUAAUGGUUAGUUUUCCAAAAAAAGAUAUGACUGAAACAUAUCAAUGCGAAAAAGAGAAACUCUCUCUGUACAGUGAACAACCUCUAGAUACACAUUUGAUCUUAGCGACAUGUGACAGCAGACAGCCACCUGUUUCUCUCUACAAUGUCAGCAAGCUGCACAUUCACUUUAGGUCUGUGACAUUGUCUCCAGAGACAGGAUUUCGACUUGUUUUCUCUUUUAACGCCCUCUCCGCUCUUCCCCAACACCUGAGGGACGGCAGGUGGAACUGCUCUGUGCCGCACUGGCCCGACUUCCGCCUGCACUUCCGGUGUGACCUGGUGUCCGACUGCGUGGGCAACGAGGACGAAGUGGACUGUCCUUACACCAGUCACGUGUGUGGUCCAGGCUUUCUGUCAGCUAAUGGCACAUGUCUGCAGUUUGUGAAGACAGUCAAGGAAGUGUCCUGGGAGACAGCUAAGAAAACUUGCGAGUCUCGAGGUCUGCUGCUGAUGACAGCGAACACACCGGCAGAAGAGGAGGCAACUCGAGAUCUUCUGCUGCAGUAUUUUCCAAAGUCCGAAUAUUUGGCUUAUGGGCUACAGCCGUCUUCCUCGCUAUUGCCACGCAUGUACAGACAUGUGUUGAAAGGAGUGGAUGGAAUAGCAAAUUAUCUGCAACCAGUGGAUGUUAUGUUAGGAUACAAUGAGUGCCUGGGAGUCCACAUUCACUCAGACCAUCACUUAAGACCAGCUAUCGCAAGCUGCAGGUCCAACUUCUGGUCAUGGUUCGCCUGCAAGUAUCCUGUUAGUCGCCAUGACACUCUACCACAGAUGCCGGUGUCACUCACAGCCAGCUGGUCAGUGGACGUCUCUCAGUGUCCGUCACUCCACUACACACACACUUUCUUCGCUUGUGACGUCAAGAGUGAGUGCUGGGCGGACAAGUACGACAACUCUAAGACAUGUAGUACUCCUCUGACGUCACGUCCUCCUUCGUUCUCGUGCAUCAACGAGAUUCAACGUGUGCCCUACUCCCUUGUGUGCGAUCAUCGUUCUGACUGCUCCGAUGACAGUGACGAGAAGUUCUGCAUCUUUUCUUCAUGUCCUUUGAGCAAGAACGAUUUUGUGUGUGACAACAAACAGGUAAACAGUUGAGCGUGGGGAUGACGGUUGCCUUUUUUCUCAACUAGUAGUAUGGUAUGUCGGGACAAAUUUAUUUAAACGUUAUUCACAUGGUCUGUGCGGGAUCCUUUUUUCGAAUCGGUAUUAGCUUCAUUUGCUAAUAUUUUAUGCUGACUUACUCUCAUUUAUGACACUGUUAUCGUCUUCUGAUGACCACUUUGAUUGACACUUGCUUUGUUCUUUACAGUGCAUUCCAAAUCAUUUUCAAUGCGAUGGUUUCUUGCAUUGCCUAGAUGGCUCAGACGAAACAAGAUGCUG
Messenger RNA from Pomacea canaliculata, 1464 nucleotides. RefSeq lists its product as uncharacterized. The transcript is spliced from 2 exons. Gene Ontology annotation, molecular function: protein binding. The record is from RefSeq and is a predicted model, not a curated record. NCBI's taxonomy places the organism in Eukaryota, Metazoa, Mollusca, Gastropoda, Architaenioglossa, Ampullariidae. The coding region runs from base 1 to 1179 and encodes 392 amino acids.